Molecule: messenger RNA, 1893 nt
Organism: Metarhizium acridum CQMa 102
Lineage: Eukaryota; Fungi; Ascomycota; Sordariomycetes; Hypocreales; Clavicipitaceae
Source: RefSeq, a predicted model, not a curated record
AUGAAGGGACGAGUUCCCAAGCCGCGGGCCUGCCGCUCUCAUCUCAAACUGCCCAAGGCACCGCAAAAGAAGCGGCUGGACACUAUUGCAAGCAGGGCUCUAGAGCUUCCACCGGGCCGCGGAGGUCGUUCUCCAGCGGGUGGAGGUGUCGCGCAAGACACGACGCUCUUGCAGUCCAAACGGCCACUGGACCCAGCAUCUACGAACGAUUCCUCGCCUGCAAAGAGAGCGCGGUUGACGCGGACGGACAUACAUAGAGGACCCCCGAGGCGUAGUGCAAGACUUCAAGGACAGCAACCAGCCAGCAGUGGGAAUUCUGUUCCGCCAUCGAGAGCUUCUUUCGGACGGCAAAUCGAAGCAGGUGUUGGGACGUCAUCGUUGAAGCGACCGGGAUCGACGAGAAGGAAUCCACAAACCCAAGCGGAGGACGAGCAAUUAGAGCAGACCAUCGAGACUGCGCAGCAGCCAAAGACCCCCAGGCGACCAUCCAACUCGCUUCUCAAAGCCAGAGUCGAGGAACAGGGGCGAGUCUCAUCAGCCACGCUAUUGCGGAAACAGCAGAUCGACAGCGAAGGCGGCGGCAACGAACAACAGCUAAAGCGGGCGCGAUUGACAAGGGAAAACUUAGCCGAGUUGGACAAUAUGGUAAAGAAGGGAGCCAAUAAGACGUUAGCCCCUACUGCCCCGGAAUCCACUGUCGCAUCAACAUCAAUAAAGACGACAACAAAGACUACUUCAUCAACAACGUCUGGCUUUGCUAUCCAUGCCUAUAAGAAUGGCAUCCUUGACCCCGUUAGCUCCAAGCCGCCUGAGAACCUUGAGGAUAUCCGCGAGCGAGCCGUUAGAUCCCGUGCAACCGCUUCGCCCACUGAGUCAGAUUACAGGCGCUAUGUGAACAGAGUCGAGGUAGCCCCUAACGAAGCCACAAUGGUUGUUGAGGUCAGCGGGCAGCUCCUGAAGAAGUAUGAUGACGAAGGAUACCACCAAGUAUUUAACCAGGCAUUCACGGGCUUUCCAAAAGACGUUGGCUUUAAUAAUGGCUUGUCUGUUCCGCAGCCUGACUUUAUUGAGGGGCUUGGGAUGCGAGAGUUCCGCCCGUUCCCGGUUGAUGAGCAUGUCAGCGGGGCCGUUUUUUAUAAGGAUAGCCCGCAAUCUUUAACACUACCACAUUUGGUCGGGGAGUGCACUGGAAAGGAUAUGGCAGAAGCGAAGCUACAGAGUGCCUAUGACGGAGCGGCUCUUGUUUAUGCGAGGAACCAGGCCCUUUCUUAUAUCGGAAAACCUGAUCCGCUAGGCCAUGCAAAAGUCACUACCUUCACCACGGAUGGUACUAAUCUUAACCUGUAUGCACAUUAUGCUGCCCCAUUGCCGGACGGCACGCUUGAAUACCACCAGUAUCCCAUUAAGUCAAUAAAUCUCAUAGACUCUCACCAAGGGCUUAAAGACGGCCGAAGAGGGCUUAGGAAUGAACAGGACUAUGCGAGGAAACAGUCGUAUGCCAUGAGGGAUCAGCUAAAGGAGCACUGGAAGCAGCGGAGCAGUGCUCUCCACCCAAUUGCCGAAAGAGCUUCCCCGUCUGUUGCUGAUAGCACUUUUAGGGAGACGAACGCAGACGAAACUGGGUACGUAGUGGUUGAGCAACCCUGCCAGCCCACUCCAGCGGCGUCAAGCUCUGUCUUGUCAUCCAAGUCGGCCCCACCUGUGUAUGACUACGUCUCCUGUAGCAGUGGCCACAAACGGAAGGCUUCGUCAUCGCAAAGACCUCACGGAUCAUCCAAAUCAAAAAGCAAGGCUCAAGAGUAUUGGAAAUGGGACGCAAAAAGGGGCCAAUACUUCCAUAAGCAUUCCGACGGUAAAGUCACCUGGCUUGAGGAUUCUGACGAUGAAAAUUGA